Amphibalanus amphitrite is the source of this 1923-nucleotide messenger RNA. Its product is annotated as pro-neuregulin-2, membrane-bound isoform-like. NCBI's taxonomy places the organism in Eukaryota, Metazoa, Arthropoda, Thecostraca, Balanomorpha, Balanidae. Gene Ontology annotation, molecular function: cell-cell adhesion mediator activity. The record is from RefSeq and is a predicted model, not a curated record. The transcript has 7 exons. Gene Ontology annotation, cellular component: axon; plasma membrane. Gene Ontology annotation, biological process: dendrite self-avoidance; axon guidance; homophilic cell-cell adhesion. Bases 24 to 1043 code for a protein of 339 amino acids.
GCUCGCCUCCUCGUAUCGCCAAGAUGAAGAGUGUUCGACUACCAGCCGGCCGUCGCCUGCGGCUACAGUGUCGAGUACGGGGUGUUCCGUUACCAAGGGUAUCCUGGUAUCACAACGGGAGGCCCGUGAACGCCAGUAGAAGGAUACGGUUCAGGACUAAGAAGAAGAAGAGGCGGCUCCAGUCUUUUCUGAUUAUUCGACGCGUCCUGCCGGGUGACGCCGGAUCGUACCAGUGCAGAGCGAAAAACCGAGCCGGCGAGAGCUCAAAGCGAGCCCGGGUGGCCGUAUUCCAGAGGCGGGUACGACCGCCGCCGACUCCUAAACCGACCGGACCUGACAAACCAAAACCACCGGACUCGUGGCGAGCAGCUGAAGCGUGCGACAUACCGUCGUACUGCCUCAAUGGCGGCUCCUGUACGCUCUAUAGAAGUGUCAUGGAGUACGUUUGCCAAUGCGCAGAGGGCUUCAAGGGCAAACGAUGUGAAAGAAAAACUGUGUACGCGAUUAAACAGCGUCCGGACGAGCCGCUGCUGAAGGCGGGCCAGUUUCAGCCACUGGUGCUGGUUCUGGGCGGGCUAUCCGUGCUGCUGCUGCUGCUUCUACUGAUUGCUGUACUCUGGCGACGCCGCAGCAGACCGCGGGGUCGAGCCCAAUGCAGAAACGGUGCGGUCGCCAUGGCAACGGGAAACGGUACGGUCGCCAUGGCAACAGACGAAGCCUCGAAGCCGGCGGAGGCGGCACCGACGUCGAUGAGACGGCCACCUCAGCUGCCGGCGGGCCGAAGCGAACAGGUCCCGGCUGCCACUCCGGUCAGUCGUCCCAGCGACCUCUCGCCGCCUCCGUCGCCGCCGUCGGAAACGACGAAACUGUCCUCGUCGUCUUCGACGGACUUACGUCGGGCGCCCCCCGCCGGCUCCGAUGUCGCCCGCGACGGGGCUGUGUCGCUACCAACGCAAAAGAGUGUGAAGGAACUGGAUGUCCUUCUGCAAACUCUAGACCUGGUGACCGGCCCUGAUGAGUCAAUACCAAAGAGGCUUGCUUAGUCAUUAGGCCAUGCGUGAGACGAGGUGGUAGUGGUGGUUGAAGCACGUUCGCAGGACCAAGGAUAUUUCUAUUUUGAAUUCCAUGACUAAGUGAAUGGGAAGUUCGACGCACGGUGAUGCGUACCGCAAGUGAUAUUUAUUAGUUGAAAGUGAGAGGUGUGAAGUGAAGGGAAGGAAGUUUGCGGAAGAUUGUGUGAGAUGAGUAUUUUUAGUGAGUGGUGAAAUGCUAGAGUUGUGGGUGGUAUGGCCGGGUGGGCCAAACCAUUGACGGUGUCUUGCAGGGAUGUGAUGUUGGCCUCAUGUUUUUUGGUGUCUGAAAUAUCUUUUCGCUGGAAGAUAUUUUCCUAUAUUUGUACAAAGUUCAUUUGAAUGCGGCGUGGCUCCUAGACGGCCUGGCGCGGAUGCAACGCGCUAGUAGCGCCUCUGGCGGCGAGAACGCCAACUACUGGUUGCGUUGUUCGCCGCGAUGUGGAUCUAGUCACCAAUGUCCUCGAUAAUUGAUAUAUCUGUGCCAGGGCCGAGAAUCUGGCAACUCUCGCAUCUGGCAUCGCCGCGGCCGGUCGCUGCGAGCACUGUUCACUUCGGGUUCGAUGAAUCGAACGCGUGUGCCAGCCAGAGGCUGAGAAAGUUUCCUAUGUCACGUGACCAUGUCGGUUUUGUUUUCUUCUUCUGCCAGUCGCGGGCCUCAGCUACCGUUCGGUACUAAAACUAUAAUAUUUUGUUGCUCAAUGUGUUGUGCCGUAUGGUCGGUGAUGUUAUGACGUCACCGACAGAGCGCCUGUAUAUAUUCGCAUGCCUGUAUGUCUGUCUUUGAGCAGGUCUUUGAAUCAGACCGAUUAAUAAUGUACUGAUGCAGCUAAUACUAUAUUGUUGUUGUGAA